This is a messenger RNA of Zingiber officinale, 1595 nucleotides long. Its product is annotated as E3 ubiquitin-protein ligase ATL31-like. The record is from RefSeq and is a predicted model, not a curated record. The transcript has 3 exons. NCBI's taxonomy places the organism in Eukaryota, Viridiplantae, Streptophyta, Magnoliopsida, Zingiberales, Zingiberaceae. Bases 1 to 1446 code for a protein of 481 amino acids.
AUGAACUCAAAGACCCACACCAUCAUCACAUUAUUGGUGGUGGCGGUCAUAGCCAAGUCGGAGUUGCUUUCUUUGAAUAAAAACGGAAAUCUACCCAGAGAGCUGAUGCUGGGCCCACCGUCUGGCUUUCUUUCUCGCUUUUCGAUUCGUCGCCUACUUAUAAUCACCUCCUCUGUGCUUGUGCAAAUCUGUCACUUGACGGCUGCCUCCAUGAGCACGAAGCGCAGGCUGCGCAGCCGCCGUCCGAUCGACGGAUCGCUCACCGCAGCCAUCCUGUUUCUCCUCCUCGCCCCCCAGUGCGUCGCUGCUCAGCCUCCACCGCCAUCCAGCAGCGGCUUUAGAUACUACAACUUUGGCAAGUUCACUCAGGCCAUGUCCGUCAUCUCUGUCUCCGUUAUGGCAAUCUGCUUCUUUCUCUGCUUAUCCUGCGUGUGCAUUCGCUCGAACCGCGACGAGGACGAGAGCUUCAGCUUACACCUCCGCAUGGCAGCGGCGUCCAGGCUGUCACGGCCGCAGGGGCUGAGCCCGGAGAUGAUCGAGACGUUCCCCACGAUGCUGUACUCGCAGGUGAAGUGGUUGAAGGCGGGGAAUGGCGCGUUGGAGUGCGCGGUGUGCCUCUGCGAGUUCGAGGACGACGAGGCGCUCCGCCUCCUCCCCCACUGCAACCACGUCUUCCACCUCGAUUGCAUCGACGCUUGGCUCGAGGCCCACGUCACAUGCCCCGUCUGCCGCGCCAACCUCGCCGAGCAAUCGGCCGCCGACUCCGCUGAUCACGGCGCGCCUCCCGCGCGCACUCAGGAAACCCCUGCCGCCCCGGCCCCGGACCACGUCGCGAUCGUCGUCGAUCCGGAGGAGGAGGAGAGGAAGGAAGCGGCCAUCGAACUAGAGCGGAUCGGGAGUCAGCAGCGGGCAGCGCGGUCGCGGUCCGGGCGGCCGUCGGCGAGUUUCCUGCGGUCUCACUCAACGGGGGACCCUAUGAUCCCGCCGGUGGAGGACGCUGACCGGUUCACCCUACGGCUGCCAGAGCACAUAAGGAAGGAGAUUCUCUCCGCCAGGAAGUUCCACCGAUCCACCAGCUGCUUCGCGCACCCGAUCCCCGAUGAAGGGAGUUCCCGAUCAGGCCACCGCGGCCGCGGGGGAGCGGAAGGCAGCAGCCGCCAGUCGAGGAGCACCCGACUCGGUAGAUCGGACCGCUGGCCGUCGUUCUUUCUUCGAAAUAUGUCCUUCAAGAUCCCGUCGUGGGCGACGGGGAUGCGAGGGGAGGGCGAGAGUGCAGUCUCGGUCUCAGUGAGGAAGGGGGAAAUGGACGUUUCUGGCAAGGGAACGAUAGCGUAUCCGAUGGCGCCCUUCGAAGGCUACGGAACCGGUGACGCUGUCGCCUCCACCGCCACCGCCAUCGCCGGCAAAAUAGAAUCUUCCGGCACCGCCCAAAGUCGUCAUGGUUGACCCGAUUGAGUUAAUUGCAUGUGUAAAUUCUUGCCAAAAAAAAAAGUUUCCAUAAAUUACUAAAAAUCCAAAGGUGAAUUUGUUAAUUAAAUGGGGUGGACGCGUUAUGCACAUAAAUAUUAUAAAAUUUAAAAAUUGUAAUUUUCUUA